CGCCCUCCUCAUCCCUGCUCUCGCACUCUUCUUCGUCCAUAGCGCUGCACGUCUGCCGGUGCCAUGCCGCGCCUCACGCGCCUCACGCAUGUCACCGCCUCGGCCCGCUCCGCCCGCCUGCGCUCCCGCAGCGGCGCAACGGACGAUGCUCAGGCACCCGCACCCUCUACGAGCCAGCUGCCAGCCGCAGAGCCUGCAUCCGAGAGCGCCUCGAGCAGCGCUGUGAGCAACACGCUGGAGAGCGCACUCGAUCUCUGCUCGCCCGAGCCCGAGCCGCCGGCCGUCGACCACGGCGACGAUCCGGGCGCCGCGCGCCGCAACCGCCUCGCCCAGAGCGCCGCGAGCGCCGUGCGGGCCAGCGGCGCAGCCUACGAGCGGCGCAGGCGCCAGCAGGCCAGUGCUGCGGGGCCCUCGGCAAGCAGUAGUGUGCCGCGAAUCAAGCCGGAUCCGGAAGUGAGCGAGGCCGCGGCCGAAACAGAGCCGAUGGCGGGAAGUCCAGACGAGGCUGCCGCGCCUCCUCUGUUUCGCGGCGAGACGCAGGAGCCAGGCGUGGCAGGAGAGCGCCCAUCAACUCCUCCCAGAGUCAAGGCAGAGCCUCUGCUCGAAGAUCCGAUAUCGCAAGAUGCCGCCCAGACAAGUAUGCCACCUCCGCGGACGCCUCCAGCCCGGCGACGCAGGGGCGGCACUCGCGCGCUCAGCUCGAGAGCGCCGACGGACGAUGCCUCUCUGCCUCCGGAGCCGCGAGGGGCGAGUGAGACGGCGCCGCCUGAGGAGGAACCAGAGAAGGAGAUCCGCGUGCGUGACUUCGAGUGGCCACCUCACUACAUCGAGCUUGAAAAGACGUUCAAGGCGCUCAAUACUGUGUAUGCCUUUUGUUCCUCGCGCAAGCACCUGGCUACCACGUACGACACCCUACGAGCAUCAGUAGAAGGCCUGUUGAAGCGCCCACUCGAGAUCUUUGACCUCGCACAGCUCAAAUCGCUCUGCCCAGACCUGAUUUCGCUCGGCUACGUCGAUAUGGAGGCGCUCUCUCUGCAUCUCGAGGGCCCAGUGCCGACCGGGCGGGAGUUUGGACGCUCUCGGGCUGCGGACCGGCAGGCUGUCGACGAGAUCUACGCCGCGACGGCGCGCGACAUCGCCGCUGACCAGGCAGCAGCGCUCGAGGAGACCCUCGACGAAGAGCAGGCACUGGCGGAGGGCGCCACGUCGGCAAAGAAUGGGAAGCGCAAGGAGCGCGAAGACUUCGUGUUGCUCUUCGAGUUCAAUGACGGCACGCUGCUUGGCGGGCCGAAAGCUACGCAGCGGGGCCGCUUUGGCAUGCGUCGCGGUCCCGCCCAGGGCCCACCGCGACAGAUGGCGAAGGAAGACCCGGCCAAGACGGCUCGCGGCAUGCGCAAGCUCAUCGAGAAGCGGCACUUCAAGUUCGAGCAGGCCGUGCUGGAGCUGCUCUGCGCAUGCUUGGCAAAGAAUGAGGACCCAGUGCAGCUGCUCAUCAGCGCAGCGCACGGCCACGUCCCAGUCGACCCCACCCACAGCGCCGGCGAUCAGACCCUCGGCGACACGCCGCGCAAGCGAAGGCUCCGCCUAGAGCAUCUCAUGGCGCAUCCCGAGGAGCGCUCCAGUAUCACAGACGUCAUCGAGGAGCUCAAGGGCACCAAGUGGUGGCGCGAUCAGAUCGUGCCCGGCGGCCAGCGCACCAUCCCCGCGCGCGAGGCGGUGCAUGAGGGGCUCACAUUUGCGCUUAGCCAGAGCAUCGUCAAUGCUCUCUGGGCAACGCGCCAGAUCGAAGAAUUCUAUUUGCAUCAGGCGGACGCGCUCAAUGCACUCGAGGAAGGGCACAACGUCAUCGUUUCAACGAGCACGUCGUCCGGCAAGAGUCUGAUCUACCAGAUUCCUGUGCUCCGCGCGCUGGAGGAAGACCCGAGCUCGACGGCCAUGUACAUCUUCCCCACCAAGGCACUCGCGCAGGACCAGCGGCGCACGCUGCAGGACCUGCUGUUCCAGUGCGAGGGGCUCGAGGAGACGAUCGUUGCCACGUACGACGGCGACACGGACAAGUCCCUGCGUGCCGACGUGCGCGAGCGCGCCAGCGUCAUCUUCACGAACCCAGACAUGCUGCACCAGAGCAUCCUACCGGCCGAGUCGCUGUGGCGACGCUUCCUGCGCAGCCUCAGGUUCGUUGUGGUGGACGAGCUGCACUGCUACAACGGCCUCUUUGGCGCACACGUCAGCUUCAUCAUGCGCCGGCUGCGCCGCAUCUGUGCCGCACUCGGCAACCGGCGCGUGCGCUUCGUCAGCUGCAGUGCCACCGUGGCCAAUCCGCGAGAGCAUAUGCAGACGCUCUUCGGCAUCGACGACGUCGAGGUCAUCACGCAGGACGGCUCGCCUGCCGGCGCAAAGGAGUGGCUCAUCUGGAACCCUCCGCUCAUCGACCCCGACGAUCCAGCGCAGGGCCGCAUCAGCACCUACGCCGAAGUCUCGCAGCUCUUCCGCCACCUGGUGCAGCGCGGCGUACGCACGAUCGUCUUCUGCAAGGUGCGCCGUACAUGCGAGAUUGUCAUGAACCAGAUCCGCAGCGACCUGCUGCUCGACGACCGCUCCGACGUGGCGCAGCGCGUCAUGUCCUACCGCAGCGGCUACUCGCCGCAGGACCGCCGCAAGAUCGAGACGGACAUGUUCAAGGGCUCGCUGCUCGGCAUCGUCGCCACGAGUGCACUUGAGCUGGGCAUCGACAUUGGCUCGCUCGACGCCGUCAUCAUGGUCGGCUUCCCGUACUCGGUGUCAAGCCUACGACAGCAGGCCGGCCGCGCCGGACGACGGCAGAAGGACAGCCUGGCUGUGCUCGUGGGCGACCCGUUCCCGCUCGAUCAGCACUACAUGCGCAACCCGGAGGAGGUCUUCUCGCAGCCCGAUGCGGCGCUCAGCGUGGAUCUCAUGAAUGACUUCGUGCGCGAGGGCCAUCUGCAGUGCGCUGCUGCCGAGAUCCCGGUGCAUCCCGAGGAAGAUGCGCCGUACUUCGGCGCCGACCUUGGCGUGCUGUGCAAGACGCGCCUCGAGUCGGACGGCGCGGGCUUCUAUACUGCGCGCAGCGAGCUCCUGCCGUUCCCGGCCAAGGAGGUGGCCAUACGCGGCGCACGACAGGAGACAUACAUCUACGUCGACGACUCGCCCGGCCGGCGCAACGGACCGCGCGUCAUGGAAGAGGUCGAGACGGACCGUGCCAUCUUCGAGGCGUUCGAGGGCGCCGUGUUCAUGCACCAGGGCCGCAGCUUCCUGUGCAAGGAGAUCAGCCACGACACACGCAUCGCCCGCAUGGUGCAGUCCGACGUCAACUACCACACCCGGCCGCGCGACCACACCGACACGGACGCCGUCGAGACACACCGCAUCCGUGCGCUGCGUGGCUCGAGCUCGCGAGCCUACUAUGGCCAUGUCCGCAUUGAGACGCGCGUCUGGGGCUACUUCAAGGUGGACCGCCGCGCCAACAUCCUCGACUCGGUCUCGGUCGACUGUCCGCCGUUUGUGCGCGACACCAAGGGCCUGUGGCUCGAUGUGCCGCUGUGGAUCAUCGACGCCAUGACGGCCAAGACAAUCAACGCCGCAGCGGCCAUCCACGCGGCAGAGCACGCGCUGCUCAGCCUCACGCCCAUGUUCGUCGUCAGCCUCGCCGGCGACGUGCGCACCGAGUGCAAGGUCGCCGAGCGCGAGUAUGCGCGCAAAGCUACCACCCGCAAGCGACCUGCGCGUCUCAUCUUCUACGACACGCCGGGCCAGAACGGCGGCGUGUGCGCCAAGGCGUUCGAGCAUCUCGACGGGCUCAUCCGCAUCGCUGUUGCCGUCAUCGAGGGCUGCCAGUGCGUCGAGGGCUGCCCGUCAUGCGUCACGUCGCAGACCUGCGCACAUGCCAACGUCGUCACGUCCAAAGUCGGCGCGCUGGGCGUGCUGCGAGGCCUCAUCGGGCUGCAGCCUUUCGACGUGGACCUGCCACAGCAGAACGAGCCUGGCCACGCCGAGGGCAAUCUCGCCUCGGCACACGCCGUCGGCCACACCAUCUGCGAGGCCGUGCCCGUGCGCGCGGCGUCCGACGUGCAAGUCGAGCUCGUCGACGAGCAUCUGCCACCUAGCAUGCUCAACUCGCUGCAGCGCCUCAAGCAGGAGGCGCAGGACUCGCACCGCAGUGACCCGUCAGAACGACCCACGCCCGGCCGCUCGCGCAUCUACGAGGAGAGCGUGCCCCUCCCAUGAUCCGGCCUUGGUACCCCGUCUCUGCACUCCAUCUACCCCAUCUACCAUCCCUCGCAACCACGCUCAUACCCCUCUGCCCUGCCUGCGAGUCUUAGCAACGAGCGCAAGCGCCCGCAAUCUUUUGGACCAAGAUGUGGUUGUACAUGUUGCGCGGCGGAGGUCGCGGCCGCCGCGGCAUGGUGGCGGAUGGUGAGAGGCGUAGAGCGUGCCGCGUGUCGGCACGUCGGUGCAAAUGAUGGCCGGGAUCGAGCGUAGCAGAGGCGAAGAGAGGAGCGAGAAAGACGAGGCGAGCGCGAGUAAGGACGCAGACCACGCUUAGGCGUGGCCGGCACGGCGCUGCUCGGCAAUGACGUUCGUCAGGAACUCCAUCUUGCCCUUGGCACGGCGGAGUGUGCCGAGGCGCCGCUUGAUGAAC
This is a messenger RNA of Tilletiopsis washingtonensis, 4660 nucleotides long. Its product is annotated as P-loop containing nucleoside triphosphate hydrolase protein. NCBI's taxonomy places the organism in Eukaryota, Fungi, Basidiomycota, Exobasidiomycetes, Entylomatales. The record is from RefSeq and is a predicted model, not a curated record. The transcript has 7 exons. The coding region runs from base 64 to 4245 and encodes 1393 amino acids. Gene Ontology annotation, molecular function: nucleic acid binding; ATP binding.